AUGGCCAAGGAAAAGAAAUCACGUCAGCAACCUGAGCCUGCCAAGGAUGCGACACACAACCCCGACAGUUAUGCAAUUCCAGUCGACACCACAGCGUCGUAUUUUCCCGCCUCGGAUGCAGCAAGUCACUACUCCAAGGAAACAACCACAUCUGACCACAGGAAGAGUAAGAGCUGGACAAAGUCGCUGAAAAAGGCCACCAACUCGAUCCUCUACAUGGCCAUGCCCCCAACAAGCGUCGACCAUGUCCCUAUGAUUGUGGCCCAAACUCCCAUGUCGCCCGACCGUCUGAUCCCGACAGUGCACUCGCCCAUCUUACAGUCGACCGCAUCUUCUAUCAUGACCAUCGCCCCUACUUCCUCAAGUACAACCUCUGUACCUAUAUCAACAUCGACGACAGCAGCACCAUUCAGACCCAUAUCAGAGACAGCUGCAUCCUCAACUGCCUCGGUCACAACGACUUCCAUUGCCUCGUCAUUAUCAUCAAGUCAACGGCGUCACCACCACGACACUAAUGUCGGUCUCUGGGACGCAACUGCUACUACCGGAGCCCUGCCAGGACAGCCAGAGUCAAGUGGGAUCGCAGCACCAUACACGAACAAUCACCACCCUACCCAGUACACUUCCUCCUCGACGACUUCCUCAACCUCAACUCUAACACGGAUGGCGGGCAAAGGCAAGGAGCGAGCAGAACCUUUGCACUCGGGCGCCUUUUACGAUGGCAUCGAAGCAGAGGCGUAUGCGACUUCCCUCGAUUAUGACAAUUCCGAGCGUACCUCCUUGGUCUCACCUCCUUCCUCUCCUCCCAACCAAACCAACCACAGCGGCAGUAGGACGAACGGACACCACUCUCUGACAACGUUUGUUAUUGAAGCUGCAACUGCUGUCCAACCAGAACAUGAGGACAGCCAGGAGGCGCUCCCUUCGCCCCCACCAUCACCCAUCAACGUUCUGCAGAAGCAGGAGAAAGUCAAGCCUGUGUCGCGCAGGGAGUUUCAGAAAGAAUAUGGGUACCAGCCGGAGGUUUUGGAGGUGCAGGACGUCAUUCAGGCGCGAUCGAUUUCACACUCUACCACAAGCAUCAGCGCCUCUACCGAGCCCCAGAAAGCAGAAAUCGUGACCGUCGAGACGCGAGAGUUCAACCAAGAGCUCCUUCCCGCGAUCCCCAACAAUAUCUCCCGGUUCAGUUUUGCAGUGGAUCCUGAGUCAGAGUCAAGCCACUCUACCACCGCAUUUUCGACAUCUGAGAUCGAUACAACAUCCAAGGUUGCCGCCGAGGUUCCAACUGUUCCAGUGGUUGAAACUCGACAGGAUAUUGUCUUUGUCAGCUACGAGGAGGAGCCUGAACCAUUGCCGCCCGUUCGCACAGCACCUUUACCCCCCAUCCCACAGCAAUCUCAGCCCCAAGCUCCGCCUCAGCGUCUCCAAAUGUCCGUCUCUGCACCGGUUCCACAAGCAUAUUCAACUACCACCAAUGCCCGUGACGCUGCUCGCAAGGAACUCACCAUCGAUGUUAGCGCGCCCUUGCCUCCUUCUAUAUCCUCUUCAUCUAUCAACGCCGCUGCCAACACCACGAGGAGGCAAAAGAGCAAGAGCAUGGUCGUGGACGCAGCAGGAUUCCCCAUGGUCUCUCCACGCGCCUUAGCCCUCACACGGUCGCUGUCCAACAGGAAUAAUGCCAAGCCCCAGCCUGUCAAGAAGGCCCCAUGGCUCUGGCACCAGGAUGGGGUCCACCAGCAGCGUCUUGAGUCUCAUCAGAUCUUGACCAAGGAGCAGGUCUUUGAGCAAUACCGUCUCGAUCUGGAGACCGAAGGCCCUAACGGUUUCUUCCUGUUCAAACUGGUGAAGAAAUUCAGGCGUCAGGACCCUUCAUUGGAGGCCAUCUCGUCGACCUUGUUGGAUGCCGAGAUCACUUCUUCUCCUGUCUCGAACUCUCCCUCCAGCCCCACACCAACCUCGAUCCUUGACAACCUUGACGCCAGCUCCGUCUCCCAGAAGCUCAAGCGCCAGUUGUUGUUACAGAAGCGCAAGAAGCAGCGCGGCAGCAAGAAUUCGGGUGACGGCGAGGAGGAGGAUCUCAACUUGGAAGCACUGCUGAAGAUGUCGAACAACAACACCAGUCUCCAGAACCUGAACUCAUCCCUCCAGGAAGUCAUUGAUGCCGUUGACAGUCUGAAGGAGUCUCAGGAAUGGACCAGCUUGUUGGAUCGACCCCAGGACUAUGCCCAUCAACGAUCCCAGAAGCCUGUCUUCCCCGACAGUGAUGGAGAGUACACAUCCAAGGACAAGGAUCCCGCUCAAAUCGAUGCUCUCGAGAGAAGAAAGGGUGUGUAUUCAACUGGUCGAACAGAUGGCACCAACUUGAUCUCAAAGAAGAAGCAGAGGGCCUUGCAGCGACGCUCCUCAGUCACGACAUCUGCAGCAGGAGCAGCACCAGGAGGCGGAUCUCGGAAGGGAAGCAAUUCACUUUCGUCAAGUGGUCCUGUCGACUUGGAGUCUGGUUCUGUGGAAGGUCCCUCUGGUAACAAUGAUCGCCGUGGAUCUGAAGCGGCGGUGGCGGCCGACGGAGGAUCACAAUUCAAGAAGCAGGCAAUUGCGCAGCUUCACAUCUACAGUCGCAACGGUCUCAAGUUCAAGUUUGAUGUGAUGCAAGACAACGAGCUCCACUUUGUCGAGGCCUCCAAGAAGUACACAUUCAUGGACCCACUUGCAGCCCACCGUCAGCCCAACUUGGAACGGUCUGGCAGUGGCAGGACAACCCUUUCGCCUCUCAACUCGCCUACCUCUGCCAACCCACCUCCUCUCCCGCCACACCAUCCCAAUGGCAGCAGGAGCAAUGGACGUCGCGCCAGUUCGGCUACCGCGGUCUCGACAGUCUCGGAUCACAGCCGUGUUACGAUCUCCCCUGGCAGCGCUCCUCAUCGCUCUAGCAGCACAAGAAGCAAGAGCACUGUUGGAUCUACGUCUGGUGGUCGGAGAGUGUUUGUGACCCGGCUUGGUCGACACACCCUGUUGACAUAUCCCGAGUACAAGGUGUUGGCCAAGUCUGCCAGUGGAUUCACCCUUGGUGCCAAGCUGCUGCUUCAACGAUCCAUCGCCGUCGCGACUCCCAGCUUCCACGGCAAGGACUCUUCACCCACCCUGCAGCAGCAGCAGCAACAAAACAAUGGAUACGACGCUGGCACACCCAUCAGCCCCACCAAGAACUAUUCUGCCACACCCACUCCAAGCAGCACCACCACCAAUGGAACAGGCGAGUCGGACUAUUUCAGUCUCAAAAAGAAACCCCGUGCCAUUAGUGGGUUUGCUUCCAAGGCUGUUGCGGCUAUCAAGGCACCCUCAACUCCUGGCGCCUCAUCCAACUCCAAGGCGACGACCCCUAGACCCAUCGUCACCCCUUACAACCCCGCCGAGUACAAGAACAAGUCACUGGCUGUCUCUGCGAAUGCACCUGUGGUGACUGCCAUGGCCGAGGAACCCCCAUCGUUGAAUGGAACGAAUUAUACCCAAGGAGUCGAUAUACCCCGGCCAUCCGACUCCUCAUACCCGAUGCUGCCCACGUCGCCCUCUCCUCUGGACUUGUCGUCUCCUCCCACACCAGCCAACCUGUCAUCAUCGCCCCCUCCCAUGGCCAUCCCUUCGUCGUCGUCUUCGUCAAACCCUUACAGCUCGACCAUUAAGCGCCAGGGUAACCAAGCAGGCCUCAAGUUCCAGCAUCUGUUCAUUACAGUCCACCAGCGGCUCCAAAAGCUCGAGUUGGACGGUGGUCCCUCGCUCUAUUCUUCGCCCCUGGUUCAAUGGACGGUCAUUGAGGACCCUGCAGAAUUGCGCUGGUGGCGUGACAAGAUUGGUAUCCAGAUGAUUGGUCGUCUCGAGGGUGAUGAGUUGCUGAAUGGCGGCUCGUCGUUUUCAUAUUCUCUCGGUGGUCCCAAAACUCGGCAGCAAGGAACCAUAUCAGCCCUUACGUCGGCCAUCAGUGUUCGAUCGUCAUAUAUGUCUGCCCAGAGCACCAUCUCGGAUGCGUCCUCGUCGCUGUCAUCGUCCACCUAUAAGAGCCAGGUCUCGGUCGAGCGGUUGGGGUACCGGUUCUUAAGAGUCUCGGGUCACAUGGGUACCUUGAAGGUCACUGUCUCGGAGCAGGUUGAGGCACGUGCGGUGGCAUUGGCAGUGCAAGCCGAGAUGCUUCGCCAGAAGAGAGUGGCUCGUAUUCAACAAAUGCAGCAGCAAGGUCGCCGCCCUUCGUUGGGAAAUGACCUGUUAACCGAUCAGACUUGGGUCGAGCUAGCUGAUACGUUCGAGACUUUAGAUGCCGACUAUGUUGAUGAGGAGGAUGAGAGUUUUGAGGAGGAUAGCGAGAUUGACGGUAGCAGUGGGGAUGAAGAAGCCCGCCGUCUUCGCCAUCGCCAACAAAAGCUGCAGAGGAAGAGGCAGCAGCGACAACAGCAGGAGAAGUUGCAGAGGAGUAAUAGUGGUGGUGGAGGAGGAUUUUAUGACAUGUACGAGUAUGAUGAGUUUACGGGCCGGACACACUUGAAGAAGGACCCGAGCGUGGACCGGUUUUCGAGGCGGAAGAGACAUGACCAGGCGGCGGCCAUGGAAAAGAAGACUAAGCAGCAGCAACCCUUGAUUGAGAGGAUGACGAUGAUUGUUGGGCAGGCCAAGGUGUUCAAGGGCGACUGGUACAUGAAGAACGUCUACAAGUUCCAUCUAUAG
Linnemannia hyalina is the source of this 4713-nucleotide messenger RNA. Lineage: Eukaryota; Fungi; Mortierellomycota; Mortierellomycetes; Mortierellales; Mortierellaceae. The record is from the annotation of a GenBank genome assembly.